Hypanus sabinus (Atlantic stingray) is the source of this 587-nucleotide messenger RNA. RefSeq lists its product as uncharacterized. The transcript is spliced from 3 exons. Lineage: Eukaryota; Metazoa; Chordata; Chondrichthyes; Myliobatiformes; Dasyatidae. The coding region runs from base 203 to 430 and encodes 75 amino acids. Gene Ontology annotation, molecular function: syntaxin binding; SNAP receptor activity. The record is from RefSeq and is a predicted model, not a curated record. Gene Ontology annotation, biological process: vesicle fusion; SNARE complex assembly; vesicle-mediated transport. Gene Ontology annotation, cellular component: plasma membrane; SNARE complex.
ACAGCCAGACAAAGCAAGUGGCACCCAGAGAGGAAAUUUUGGACCUUUGGGUAAGGAGAAGUUUGGGAUCCAUCCAGAAACUACCCAGCUAGUACCUUACCUCCUGGUAAAGGAACCAUUGUUGGAGGCCAGCUGCAAUGUGGACUCGAGCCCUGUCAAUUUAUCUAACCUGCAGUCUCAGGUGAAUGAUGUGAAGGGGAUCAUGACACAAAAUAUUGAAAAGGUUCUGGACAGAGGAGAGAGGCUGGAUGACCUCAUUAUUAAAACAGAUGAUCUCCAAGCCACAGCUGAUUCUUUUCAGAAAACAUCCACAAAAAUUGCAAGGAAGAUGUGGUGGAAAAACACCAAAAUGAUUAUUAUCAUUGUAGUAAUUGUGGUGGUGAUCGUCAUCCUUAUCAUCCUCUUUGCAACUGGUGUCAUCCCAACGUAGGUCCCACCACGACUUCCCACUGAUGGACUCGAACAUUUUCACCUUUCUGUAUAUAAUGUGAUUAUCCCAUCUAGAAACUAUAAGGAAGCUUUGUAAGAUGAUGUAUGUAAAAUAAAUAGUAGAAAAUGGAUAAUAAAACUAUUACUAUUUGAAAUUA